AUGGCGACCUUUUCUCUUUCUGAGCAGGCUGCGGCUGAUAUUCGUAGCCUUCUCGAUGUCGCUUGCACGGGACAACCGACUGGCGUGCCUUGUGCUAGUGCCGUUGUUGUUAGUAUCGGUUCUCAGCCAGAAAUCUUCGCGCACUCCACGACGGCUUCAUUGGGAAGAAAGGGCUGCAAAGACCGUAGCGAUAUUUACUGGCUGGCGUCUUGUACAAAGCUCGUCAUUAGUAUCGCUUGUAUGCAGCUCGUCGAGGCAUCAAUUCUCCGUCUCGAUGAUGCAGACCAGUUGGAAGAUCUCUGCCCAGAGCUUGUAGAUCUCAAGGUUGUGCAGGAGAAUGGCUCUCUGGAGCCUGCGCGGUCCCGCAUCACACUACGAAUGUUGUUGACUCAUACAGCUGGAUUCGGAUAUUCAUUCCUGAACGCCAAGCUUCAGGCCUAUUCUAAAGCAUAUCGCGCUGACGGAGUCAAUUUCAACGAAUUUUCCGGGUACAUGGAUGACAUUCUACAACCUCUUGUCAAUCAACCAGGAGAGGCAUUUGAGUAUGGUAUCUCUAUGGACUGGGCGGGCGUAGCCGUUGAGCGAGUUACAGGCUUGAGAUUAGGUGAUUACAUGCAGCGCCACAUAUUUAUUCCCUUGGGCAUCCGUGACUUGACUAUGACCCCCUCGUUUGAGAUGAAAGAGAGAUUCGUUGGCAUGUGGCAACGCAACCAAGAGGGCCACCUCUCUCCUCGACCACCUCUCCUCAACCGUCCGUUGGAGUCAGAUGCAGCCCACAGCUUCCACAGCGGCGGCGCGGGACUUUUUGGGAACAUUCGGGAAUUUGGAAAAAUCCUUGCCAUGUUGCUGCGAGACGGCAGGUCUCAUUCGGGCCGGAUGAUACUUGCGCCUGCUACCGUUGAAGCCAUGUUUACCAACCAGCUAACAUGGCUGCCAAACUUUGCCCGAUGUCACUUACCUGCCAUAAAGCCGGAGCUGGUCUAUGAGGCCGAGGCUUUCUAUCCACCUUGCCCGCCGCCGACGCCGCAAGGUUGGGGACUGGGCUUCAUGAUUACUCACGGCCCGACCGGCCGCUCUGAGAAGACUAGUCAAUGGUCCGGCCUAUCCAAUGCGUUUUGGUGGUGUGAUCGGCAACGUGGCGUUGCUGGCCUCGUCGCAUCACAGAUUCUGCCGUUUGCUGACCGCAAAGUUGUUGAGCUUUGGAUGGGGAUUGAAGCCAAAGUAUACAAAGAUAUUGAGACAGAAUGA
Molecule: messenger RNA, 1248 nt
Organism: Trichoderma aggressivum f. europaeum
Lineage: Eukaryota; Fungi; Ascomycota; Sordariomycetes; Hypocreales; Hypocreaceae
Exons: 4
Coding region: 1-1248 (415 amino acids)
Source: RefSeq, a predicted model, not a curated record